Messenger RNA from Anastrepha obliqua, 2366 nucleotides. RefSeq lists its product as uncharacterized. The transcript is spliced from 4 exons. NCBI's taxonomy places the organism in Eukaryota, Metazoa, Arthropoda, Insecta, Diptera, Tephritidae. Gene Ontology annotation, biological process: cell surface receptor protein tyrosine kinase signaling pathway. Bases 336 to 1859 code for a protein of 507 amino acids. The record is from RefSeq and is a predicted model, not a curated record. Gene Ontology annotation, cellular component: cytoplasm.
UCUCUGUCCUAAUUAUUUAAAAUAUAGAUAUAAAUAGAAUAUUACACAAGAAGUCGUCUUCUAAAUUUCUAAGCCACAAUGAAAAAAGGAUUGAUAGAACGAGCCGGUCGAAAAAAGUCUUAGAAAACUGGAUAUUUUAUCAUUUUAUUCUAUUACGUUAAUAUAAUUAAAACGCCAUUGAAAUAGAUAGAUGGUCAAUUUACGUUAUAUCGAUUUCGUUAUUGAAUUGCUUGGGUUUUGGCCUUAAUAAAGUGGUUCACGAUAUUAAACAACUUGAUUCGUACAACUUGUUGUGCAACUCUUAUGUUUAUUCCGAAGCCGUUUUUGCGUGUCUAAUGGGAUGCAUAAACAGUACAAAGAAAUUAAGCGAUUUAAAAGGCGAAAACGUUUUCCGAGCCGUGCGACUUCACUCCGAUUCGACAAACCUGGGACGCACAGGAUUCUUGGAACUAACGCCGAGGGAAUUGAUUUUUUGUACACGGUCAAAUCAACGUGUUGUAUGGGCUCUGCAGCAUCUACGCAGAUAUGGUGUCAAUGGCGAUGUUUUUUCUUUUGAGGCUGGUCGUCGUUGUAUGACAGGCCCUGGAAUUUAUAAAUUUCGCUGUCAACGGGCGGAUCAGUUGUACCAUCUCUUUCAAAGUUACAUAAAUGCAGUGGCACUUGUGACGGACGAAGUUUUUCCGUUUGGUGAGCGUGAGCGUGACCGCGACCGUGACCGUGAUCAUCCAUCACAUAUACUUGGACGAUCAGAAAAUGUACACCCAACGAACAACUAUUUAGAGCCAACACCGGUAGUGGAUACGACAGCAGGAAUCUCUGUUUUACAUCGCGCCAGAGCAUUGCGUGAUUCUUUUAGUAGCAGUCCACUAAGUCUGGAUUCUCCAGACUCUGCACCAAGUUUAUCAUUUGCCACUAAUGAAGUAGUACAUAUUCAAAGCCCACGUUAUCCUAGCGGGCGAGGAAUGUAUGUCAACACACCUAAUUCUUCCAAUGCGCUUGCUAAUAGUAAUGUAUACUCGGAGCAUCCUUUGCGGUCACAAGUUGAGCAUAACAACAAUUUAUCAAAUGCUCCCAACAAUGCAUUUAAUAUAUUAGCGAGUAAAAAUUUUAUUAAGCAUUCGUCUUUGGACAUACCUCCUGAAGAAUGUGCACCUAUGUUAACUCCAUCAUCGGAGAUUCUGCACAUGUAUGCAAACGUUGAUAGUGGCACAUUUGGUGCUAGUAAUUUUGGUUUUGGAGGUAUUGGAGAUGUACGGAACGUAGGACGAAAUCAGGAGCGUUGCUAUGAAAAUUUAAACCGGGAAGACUUAAAUAUUAUUCUUCCUCCACAAGCUACGUCGUCUGCUAUACCAGGGAGAACUGUUAAUGUGAUAGAUAUGUCCAAGGAUCAGCAGUCGAAUCAGUUAAAAUCAACAGAAACAAGUGCAGUCAAUUAUAUUGUUCUUGACUUAGACCAACCUCGUAGUCCGACCUUGUGUUCUCCUAAGCUACAUGUAGGAAGUGGUUUGUCAUUGCCAACAGUUGAUUGCAUUGAAAGUAUUGACAGAGGGUGCCCUACAAUUGGCCCUCCUGAUACACCACGAAACAGUGCCACGUCUGCGACAAAGGUGCUCACCACUGUGACAACAUCGAUUACAAACACAACGAAGACAACAAAGAAAAUUGAUGGAAGUGCAGAAGAAUUGGAAAAUAAAGAAGAAUCUUCAUUGGGUUACUCAACAAUAGAUUUUAUAAAAACAUGUGCCCUUAUUAAAUCGUCUACACACGGUGCUGAUUUCGAAGCGGAACCUGACAGCGAAGAAUGUCGGAUCACCCGUCAUAGUAAAUGCGUGCGGAAAGCUUACUCGAUUAGUGAGUAGAAUAUCGUGCACCUUAUCAGAUCUAUCAUGUUGGGAGAACUCAAUUCCUGAAAUCAAGAUAAAUGUACCAGCAUUUAGUACAACAUUUUAGAUAUAAGGGACAUGAUGUCGAUUGGACUUCUUUUGAGAUUUUAAUACACAUAUACUGGCAUGUAUGAGCAGAUUCAGUUGAAGAAAAAGGCGUUUUCUGAGCGGAUAUUUUGUAUUUGUAUAUAUAUGUAUAACAUUUAAAAAAUAGCAUAUUUUUAUUUUGUAGAGCUUUGUAAAUUAAAAUUAUAUUUGCAAUGCAAUUGAAUUUUUAUACAUAUGCUAUAUGAAAUCGUAUUAUUAUACAUACCAUGCCAUGUACUUAUGCCAAAGUUCGUUAAUAUUUCACAUAUUUUGUAGGCUUUAAAAUCGUUUGUACUUAAUUUUUUGUGUUCUAAUUUUUUAUUGCAAUUGAUGCAGGCAUUAAUACUGCAUUUUUAUUAGCUGUAGUAUCAAAAAAGCCAAAGUACUCAUGUAUUC